This is a messenger RNA of Python bivittatus (Burmese python), 2806 nucleotides long. The record is from RefSeq and is a predicted model, not a curated record. Lineage: Eukaryota; Metazoa; Chordata; Lepidosauria; Squamata; Pythonidae.
AUGCCCCCGGGGGCUGUAUUGCCUCCCCUGUCCUGGGACUUGGCAGUCACGUUGGUGCAAGACACUGCAAAAAGCAGGGAGGGAAACGUGCCUUUGCGGCAGGCCUGCUCGCAAAACAUAAGCGCAGAGGUCUCGGAAGCCAUGGGCAUUUUUGAACUUCAGAUUCGCUUUCUGCGCAACGAGAAGGGGGUGCUGGCCGAUGGCCGAUGCUGCCGGGGAGGCCUGGAGCCGCCGUGCCCCGUGGCCGAGCAAUGCCGCACCUUCUUCCGGGCCUGCCUCAAGGAAUACCAGCUGCGGGCACACCCCGGGGGGCCUUGUGUGCUGGGUGCUGCCACCACCCCUGUUUUGGGGGGCAACGUCUUCUCAGCCCACCCCCAGAAGCUCUCGGACCAUGCCAGUACAAUGGUGGUUCCUUUUGACUUUGCCUGGCCGCGCUCGUACUCGCUGGUUCUGGAGGCCUGGGACGCUGCCAAUGCCAGUGAUGUCACCAACCCAGGCUCGGGGCAGCUGAUGGAGAGGGUGACGCGUUCGGGGAUGGUGAACCCAGGCGAAGGCUGGCAAGAUUUUUGGCAUUACGGGCGCGGCACCUGGCUGGAUUACCGGGUACGUGUGCGCUGCCAGGAGCACUACCACGGGCCCUCAUGCAACCUGUUCUGCCGGCCCCGCAACGAUUUCUUUGGGCACCACAGCUGCGACGCGGCCGGGAACAAGGUCUGUCUCGACGGCUGGACGGGAAACAAGUGCCAGCGGGCAGUUUGCCGCCACGGAUGCCACAAGACGCACGGGUUUUGCGAGGAACCUGGCGAGUGUAGGUGCCAUUAUGGCUGGACAGGUCCCCUCUGCGACAGAUGCCUUCUCUUCCCUGGUUGCGUCCACGGGAGCUGCACCGUGCCCUGGAAGUGCGACUGUGAGACCAACUGGGGCGGCCUCCUGUGCGACAAGGACCUGAAUUAUUGCGGAUCCCACCGUCCGUGCCAGAAUGGGGGCACGUGUGCCAACAAGGAGCCCAACGAGUACGAAUGUCUCUGUCUGGAAGGAUUCGGUGGGCGCAACUGCGAAAAUGCCCUCCUUCCACCGCCUGCUUCUCGAGCACCCUGCACUCCUGAGCUUUGUGCCAACGGCGGAACGUGCCUCCCAACCCCCUCCGGACCUCGGUGUGUCUGUCCGGCAGGGUGGAGUGGGCAGUCGUGCCAGAACGAUGUUAACGAAUGCCACGGAAACCCUUGCCUUCACGCUCGCGGAUGUAAAAACCUCAUUGGGAGCUAUUUCUGUGACUGCUUGGAAGGCUGGAUGGGAGCAAACUGCAGCAUCCGAAUGAAUUUGUGCCAAAGAAGAUGCCAGAACGGAGGCACGUGUCAGCUGGAUGGUGACCGGCAGACUUGCUCCUGCCGGCCAGGGUACACCGGGGUUGAAUGUGAGACCGAACAGCGGGCCUGUGGAGAUGCCCCCUGCCUACAUGGCGGGCAGUGCCAGGAGGCGGAAAACCAGACGUUCCUGUGCAGCUGCCCUUUGGGCUUUAGCGGCAAGUGGUGCGAGGUGUUUUUCAAUCUUUGCUCUCCAAACCCUUGCCCCAAAGGUGCCUCCUGCCAGGGUGGAGGAGGAAGCUACGCCUGCUUGUGCCCUGAAGGUGCCGCGUGUCAGAACCUGCAAGAGCCCUGUUUGGGUGACGGGUGCAAAGGAGAGAGCCACGCCGCACUCCUAUCUGCUGUGCUUCCACCCGUUCUACUCCUCGCCGGGGUGGUCCCCAUCUCGGUGCUGCUGCUGCUUUGGGUCCACCGCCGGUCCCUGCAGAGGCUACCCGGAAGAACGGAGCCUCCUGGCAACAACAGCCUGCAGCCGGACGCCGUCCAGCUCAUUCGCAACAUCCCCCACGGGGAUGCCGAGCGAGGGCCGGGGGAGGCCGGUGGCACGGCCAAGGGGGCGCCCCCUCCUGCGGGGGUCCCCAAGGUAGACAUCUCCAACCAGGAGAGGGCCAAACUGAACCGGCUGAACGUCGCCUCGGUUUUAGCAAGACCACCGCUCUGACCGGAAGAGGGUGGCGGAGCGUGUGGAAACGGCGCCGGAGAGGUGUGGGCGCUGGGGCAGACUCCUUUCACGCCCUCCGAAACAGCCCGUGACGCGCCUUCUCGGCCACUGAGAACACUGGUGUCCUUUCUGCUCUGGAAGGGGGUCCCCAAUUCACGUCUCCUUUUCGCCCCUCUCCGAAAGCUGCCGUGCUCCGAGGGCAGGCAGAGGCCAUCUGCAAGGCUCCUGGUGUCACCAGGCAGAUGUUCCAGUGGUCUAGCUGUCGGGCGCUCCCUGCAGGAGGCCAGUUGGAAAGACAGGAAGGGCAAGGAAGGGUCUCGUGUCCCCUGCGGCUCCUCGGACGACAGGAGGUCCCUAAAGGAGAAGCGCCGUUGCGGCCUUUGCCGGACCUUCUGCGAGAGCAGAAAGUCGUCUUCGGUCCUCGCUCCAGAGGAGACCAUUCGAAAGGGCAGCUGUGCCUGGAGGGCCCGGGCCACAUCUGGCCAGAGAUUGGCUACUACAUUGGCCAAACAAUAUCCCCCAGGACAAUAAGGUGGGGGGGAAUCUACGUGCCCCCCGACCGCCCCUCACCCCACACGUACCAGACUGCAACCUUGUCUACGGGGCUGGUAUUUGAAGCGGCUGGGAGGAUGGGGCAUUGUCGUCAAGAACAGUGAGAGGGCGCCUGGAAGGGGUGUGGGGGAGACCACCCGGCCCCCUUCCCUCGGCCCCCAUUUUGCAAAAAGAAACGAAACCUCUCUGGCAGGCUGAAUGUAGCAGGACUGUAAUAUACUGUAAAGAU